Molecule: messenger RNA, 2693 nt
Organism: Drosophila sulfurigaster albostrigata
Lineage: Eukaryota; Metazoa; Arthropoda; Insecta; Diptera; Drosophilidae
Product: calponin homology domain-containing protein DDB_G0272472-like
Exons: 2
Coding region: 137-2563 (808 amino acids)
Source: RefSeq, a predicted model, not a curated record
UUAUAUCGUCAGUUUUCGGCCUACGUUCAGACGAAUAACAUCUCUCCAAAUUUUUUUUAAGUUUUGGUUCAACCCCGAACAAAAAAUUGUUUAAUUUUAUUUACAUCGGCAUUUUGGUUUUUAUUCAAAAUUCGGGAUGUUGUCCAUUGCCAAGAAUAAUGGUUUCCGCACAAUUAAGCCCGUGUGUCGCUGUCUAUCUACUGGUUCAACGUUAAUGGCAAAGUAUUCCAAAUUACAAAGGGUAGAACAGCGGAUUGGAGAGUCGGCGUUUACUAAUCAAACUCUUGGGACGAAGCUGAAUGAGGAGAAGCCCUUUGCUGUAAAGGUUUUCGGUUUGAAGCAAAAAGAAGAGAAACCUCAGAUCGGUGAUGCUUUCUCCAAAAAGCGCAAUGAGGAGAAAUCUUUCGCAGAGAACACUUUCGGUCUGAAGCAGAAAGAAGAAAAGCCUAUUGCUGACAAAAUUUUUGCCCUUAAACAAAAGGAGGAAAAGCCAGUUGUCAAUGACGUCUCCUGCAAAAAGCGCAAUGAAGAAAAGUCCUUCUUAGAAACAGUCCUUGAAACUAAGAAAACCCUCGAGACAAAAGAGGAACAGAUCAUCGGUCUGAAGCAGAAGGAGGAAAAGCCAGUUGUCAAUGACAUCUCCUGUAAGAAGCGCAAUGAGGAAAAGUCGUUCCUUGAAACUAAGAAAACCCUCGAGACAAAAGAGGAACAGAUCAUCGGUCUGAAGCAGAAGGAGGAAAAGCCAGUUGUCAAUGACAUCUCCUGUAAGAAGCGCAAUGAGGAAAAGUCGUUCCUUGAAACUAAGAAAACCCUCGAGACAAAAGAGGAACAGAUCAUCGGUCUGAAGCAGAAGGAGGAAAAGCCAGUUGUCAAUGACGUCUCUUGCAAAAAACGCAAUGAGGAAAAGUCGUUCACAGGAAAUGUCUUUGGGACUAAGAUAAAUGAAGAGAAACCCUUCAAUGACAUCUCCUGUAAGAAGCGCAAUGAAGAAAAGUCCUUCCUUGAAACUAAGAAAACCCUCGAGACAAAAGAGGAAAAGCCCACCUGUGAACAGAUCAUCGGGCUGAAGCAGAAGGAGGAAAAGCCAGUUGUCAAUGACGUCUCCUGCAAAAAACGCAAUGAGGAAAAGUCGUUCACAGGAAAUGUCUUUGGGACUAAGAUAAAUGAAGAGAAACCCUUCAAUGACAUCUCCUGUAAGAAGCGCAAUGAGGAAAAGUCGUUCCUUGAAACUAAGAAAACCCUCGAGACAAAAGAGGAACAGAUCAUCGGUCUGAAGCAGAAGGAGGAAAAGCCAGUUGUCAAUGACAUCUCCUGUAAGAAGCGCAAUGAGGAAAAGUCGUUCCUUGAAACUAAGAAAACCCUCGAGACAAAAGAGGAACAGAUCAUCGGGCUGAAGCAGAAGGAGGAAAAGCCAGAUGUCAAUGACAUCUCCUGUAAGAAGCGCAAUGAAGAAAAGUCCUUCCUUGAAACUAAGAAAACCCCCGAGACAAAAGAGGAACAGAUCAUCGGUCUGAAGCAGAAGGAGGAAAAGCCAGUUGUCAAUGACGUCUCCUGCAAAAAACGCAAUGAGGAAAAGUCCUUCCUUGAAACUAAGAAAACCCUAGAGACAAAAGAGGAAAAGCCCACCUCUGAACAGAUCUUCGGCCUUAAGCAGAAAGAAGAAAAGCCAGUCUUUGGGACUAAGAUAAAUGAAGAGAAACCCUUCAAUGACAUCUCCUGUAAGAAGCGCAAUGAGGAAAAGUCCUUCCUUGAAACUAAGAAAACCCUCGAGACAAAAGAGGAACAGAUCAUCGAGGAACAGAUCAUCGGGCUGAAGCAGAAGGAGGAAAAGCCAGAUGUCAAUGACAUCUCCUGUAAGAAGCGCAAUGAAGAAAAGUCCUUCCUUGAAACUAAGAAAACCCUCGAGACAGAAGAGGAAAAGCCCACCUGUGAACAGAUCAUCGGGCUGAAGCAGAAGGAGGAAAAGCCAGUUGUCAAUGACGUCUCCUGCAAAAAACGCAAUGAGGAAAAGUCGUUCACAGGAAAUGUUUUUGGGACUAAGAUAAAUGAAGAGAAACCCUUUAAUGACAUCUCCUGUAAGAAGCGCAAUGAGGAAAAGUCCUUCCUUGAAACUAAGAAAACCCUCGAGACAAAAGAGGAACAGAUCAUCGGUCUGAAGCAGAAGGAGGAAAAGCCAGUUGUCAAUGACAUCUCCUGUAAGAAGCGCAAUGAGGAAAAGUCCUUCCUUGAAACUAAGAAAACCCUCGAGACAAAAGAGGAACAGAUCAUCGGUCUGAAGCAGAAGGAGGAAAAGCCAGUUGUCAAUGACAUCUCCUGUAAGAAGCGCAAUGAGGAAAAGUCCUUCCUUGAAACUAAGAAAACCCUCGAGACAAAAGAGGAAAAGCCCACCUGUGAACAGAUCUUCGGUCUUAAGCAGAAAGAGGAAAAGCCAGUUGUCAAUAAUGUCUCCUGUAAGAAGCGGAAUGAGGAGAAGUCCCUCUUAGAAAAUAUAUUUGGAACUAAACUAAAUGAGGAGAAACCUGAAGUAAGGAAGGCUGAAACCAAAGAAGCUGUUCGCUGUUAGAAAGAUCAUUAGCAGGCCUUUGAAUGCCGAUGCAUUUCACAUCCAUGCAUCAAAUAUAUCUCGUAGUUUUUAAUAAACAAGAAUAAAUAUUAAAUAUUAAUAAAUAGAAUGCAUUCUAAUUUUAUGAUUA